AUGCCUAGUGAGCCCAUGUCGCCGCAGCGGAACGGAGCCUCGAAGGAUGCGACAGGCAACUCAGCUCCAGGAGGUAUCUCGACGGCCAUACCAGGCAUGGCAGAGACCUUCCAGCUCAUCAAGGACAAGGUGUCAGCAGCAGGCAGCGGGAGCAUCUUGAAGAGGCAUAGCGGAGCUGCCGACAUCGUCUUUGUUCGUCACGGAGGUGGAGGGAGAGUUGUUGCUGAUGAAAGUGAGGAGAGCAAGCAGAUGCCAAGCAAGGGAAACUCGUGUAUUAUUGCAGCGAUUUCCACGUUCAUGUGA
This is a messenger RNA of Guillardia theta CCMP2712, 303 nucleotides long. RefSeq lists its product as hypothetical. NCBI's taxonomy places the organism in Eukaryota, Cryptophyceae, Pyrenomonadales, Geminigeraceae. The record is from RefSeq and is a predicted model, not a curated record. The transcript has 3 exons. Bases 1 to 303 code for a protein of 100 amino acids.